AUGAAAUGCAAUACUGAUGAAAUAGAUUUGCAGAAGUUAAAAGAAAAUGUAUCAUUUUUAGCCGACGUUUUUGAAAAUACUUUCUCACUUCAAAGUACUAUAAAUUAUGUUAAGGACUAUGUAUCUGAAAUACAGUCGAAACCGGCCACCGGAAGUAAAAGAACAGCAUCCCAGAUUAAUAAGAUUUGUUCACAGUCACUAAGAAAUAAUUUGAACCUAAGUUUAAGUAACAAGCACGUGUUGUCGCAGUUAACAGACAAUAAUAAGUCCUUUACGAAAAAAUUAAAAAACUGGGGUCUGCCUAGUGAAAUAUGUAGAAAAUAUGAAGAAAAAGGUAUUGUUGAAAUGUUCGAUUGGCAAGUUGAAUGUCUCAGCAAUCCGAAAGUGCUUAUAGAUUGUCAAAAUCUAUUAUAUUCAGCACCAACAUCUGCUGGUAAGACACUUGUUGCUGAAUUAUUAACCAUUAAGACUGUUCUGGAAAGACAAAAAAAAGUCAUAAUCAUAUUACCCUUUGUAUCAAUUGUGAGGGAGAAAAUGUUUUAUUUGCAAGACAUUUUAUCUAGUUCAGGUAUCAGGGUAGAAGGAUUCAUGGGCUCCCAAUCUCCACCUGGUGGUUUACAGGCAGUACACAUUGCGAUAUGUACGAUUGAAAAAGCGAAUAGUUUAAUCAAUAAACUUUUAGAUGAAGGAAAUAUAUCAGAAUUGGGUGCUGUAGUUGUUGAUGAAUUACAUUUACUUGGAGAUCCACAUAGAGGAUAUAUUCUGGAGCUUCUUUUAACUAAAAUUAAAUAUACAGUAUCAAAAUUAAAUGAUCUAUCAAUACAAAUAAUUGGAAUGUCUGCAACUUUACCAAAUUUAAAAAUGUUGGCAGAUUGGUUGGAAGCACAUUUAUUUAUAACAGAAUUUCGCCCCAUACCUCUAAUUGAGUCAUGUUUGAUUGGAGACAAGUAUUAUAAUAAAAAAGGUGAACACAUAGGCAUGCUGUGUAAGUCAAAUUUAAAAGAAAUUGAUGAUGAUAGUGUCCUUCUGAUUUGUUUAGAAACAAUUAAAAGUAGUUGUUCUGUUCUUAUAUUUUGUAUGACCAAGAAUAGAUGUGAGAACUUAGCACAGAGCAUUGCAUCAUCAUUCUUUAAAUUGGGGUGCAUGAAUAAUGAACAAGGCAUGAUUUUAAGAGAACAAUUAAAGACUUCAAGUAUUCUUGAAGUUUUAGAACAAUUGAAAGGGUGUCCUGUUGGCUUGGAUCCAGUGUUAAAAAAUAUUAUCUCAUUCGGAGUUGCAUAUCAUCAUGCUGGGCUUACAUUUGAUGAAAGGGACAUAAUAGAAGGGGCAUUCAAAUCUGGUGCUGUAAGAGUACUGGUUGCUACAUCCACUCUAAGUUCAGGUGUUAAUUUACCUGCUAGGAAAGUCAUCAUCAGAUGUCCUGUGUUCCAGAAGCAACCAAUUAAUAUAUUGACUUAUAAACAAAUGAUAGGCAGAGCUGGGCGUAUGGGAAAAGAUACAAAAGGAGAAAGUAUUCUUAUAUGCACUUCAAAUGAACAAAAAAUUGGAUUUGAUUUGAUGAUGGGGGAUCUGGAUCCUGUCAAAAGUUGCAUAGAGACAGAAGAUAAAUUUAUGAGAGCUGUAUUAGAAAUGAUUGCUAGUCAAGAUGUUUGUACAGAAGAACAGUUAGAUUUGUACUCUAAGAGUACAUUAUUAUUUAGCCAACAAAGUCUCCAUCCAUCCCAAAACUUUUUAUUAAAUGACACUUUAAAAGAACUCAUCAAUUAUGAACUUGUGAGAAUACAAAAAGAUGGAGAAGAAAUAAGAUAUGUAGCUACUUCAUUGGGAAAAGCCUGUUUGUCAUCAUCCAUGUCACCAAAUGAUGGAUUAUCACUGUUUUGUGAGUUACAAAAAGCUCGACAAUGUUUAGUCUUAGAAACAGACCUACAUCUUAUUUAUUUAGUGACGCCUUAUAGUGUCAGCAAUCAAUGGAAUAAUAUAGAUUGGUUACAUUUGCUCACUCUGUGGGAAAAUCUUACAUCCGCUAUGAAAAGAGUUGGCGAACUUGUUGGUGUCCAAGAGAGUUUUAUAAUUCGUUGCUUAAGGGGAACAAACAAAAAUAAUAAUAACCAAAAUAAACUUAAUAUACAUAAGAGAUUCUAUACAGCACUAGCAUUACAGGAUUUAGUGAAUGAAGUACCACUUUCUGAAGUUGCUGGUAAAUUUCAGUGUGCUAGAGGUUUUUUACAAGGUUUACAGCAGGCUUCCGCUACAUUUGCAGAGUUAUUAGAGCUCAUGAAGCUAUCCUCUUUAAAUGGCGUUCGAGCGAGAACUUUAUUUAAUGCGGGUUUCGAAACUAUUGCAAGCAUUGCAUCAGCUGAGGUGAAUGUUAUUGAAAACGCACUUCAUAAAUCAGUACCAUUCCAAAGUGAAAAACAAAGAGACGAAGAUGAUUUGAACGAUUUAAGAAAAAGAAAUAAAAUAAAGAAUAUAUGGAUAACAGGUUAUUGUGGUAUGACUGCCCAAGAAGCAGCAGAGAAGUUGAUAAUAGAAGCUAGGAAUUAUUUAGUGCAAGAGAUAGGAGUAACAGAAAUUAAAUGGAAAGAUACAAGAUCGGAAAAGGAUAUAUUAGGAAAAAAUGAGAUCGAUCUGCAACAAAAUAAUAUUGAACCGAAUACGAACGGAGAUGUUGAAACAAAUGGUAAAGAUAUAAUAGACACAGAAAAUAAAUCAAUAUUCGAACCCGAAAAUUUAAAGUUACUUGAUAAAAAAAUGAAUAAGGAACUUAGUAUUAUAAAUUCCUCAAAGAGAGAAAAUGGGGAAAAUGAUAGUAUUAAUGAGAAUAAUAUUUUGUAUAAACAAGAAUUAGGUCUUAAUCAUAGAAACAUAGGUUAUAAUGGAAGUAUUAAAAGUAAUAAAGAAACAGAAACACAAGGAAAUAUAAAUAAUAAUGACUUAAAAAUCGUUGAAGAAAUAUCUCAGUCUGAUCAAAAAAUUACAACUAAUAACAGCGUGACUUCUGGUAGCACUAAAUGCCUUAAAAUCGGACAAAAUAAGAAAGAAUGCGAGUUAAAAAUUAAUGAAGUAAAUAUUAAUAAUUUAAAUAGCAGUCCUGGUUCCAAAGACGAAAUGGAAUGGGUUUCUUUAAAUCUAACCGGAAUAGUCUUGGACAAUAUGUCUAAGCUUAAUUCAGAUAACAUUAUUCCUAUAGAUACUUCUGAUAAAGUUAAUGAGCUUAAACACAAUGAAAGCACAGCAAGUGACGUGGCGCUAACAAAAAGUGGGUCUUCCAAAGAUGUUAGCCUUUUUUCUUCAGAUGGUGAUGAUUCCAGUCUCUUUGAAGAUAGCUUCCCAGCAGAUUUGCCGUCCACUAUUAUAGAUAAAUUAAACAAUGACAGCUCCGUAAAUCCAAAAAAUGGUGUUGUUAAUCCUAAUUCCACUGCGAAUGCAUUUAGUUCAAUAUUUGAUAUAGACGAGGAUGAAGAUAUUAAAUUAGUGUAUGAAGAUGAGAAAAAAUGCAGCGAAGACAAUGACAUAAACAUAUCGCAGAAUGAAAUAAUAAUAGACACUCAAGAUAUGAAUGAGACUAUUAUUAAACAUCAUUUUAUAAGUCCACGUAAACGUCGUGCUAACACCGAUAAGACAUCAGCAAAGAGAUCGAAGUUACAAAGAAAGUUAUAUAGCAACCGUUCAGUUGAAGAAAUGCAGAUCAAAAACAAAACAACAAGAUCUGAGGAGUUUUUGUUAAAUAUUAAUAACACUAAGAUAACUUGUAAAGUUUCACGAGACGAAGAUAUAGUUAUGAGUUUGUUACAUAUUAAUAAAGCGAAAAGAGCUUCCAUUAUACUGGACAUGAACUCAACAUCAAAAACUAAUUGCAAUAUUGGAAAUAAAAUUUUCGAAAACGAGAUUGAAUUACACAAAUAUGAAUUACCCUUUAAAGGAAUUGCGUUUUGCUUAAGAGAUGAUUCGUGUUUUUAUAUAGAUUUAAUUGAUAUGGGAGAAAACGAGCAGAUAUUUAAAAAGAAGAUGAUAGAAAUUCUAUCAAAUGAUUCCCUUCAAUUGGAUAUGCUGUCUAUAAAGACAUAUUACGUUGAAAUCAAGAAAUAUUUUGGAGUUAAUUUGUCUUAUUGUAACGACGUUUCUUUAGCUGAGUGGCUUCUAGAUAGUGAGGAGAAAAUAUCGACAAUCGCUGAUCUGACGUUCAAGUACUGUGAUCUAGAUUUACAGAAGAUGGAAAUAAAAAUUGACGACCAGAUGAAAAGUUACAAAUCAUUGAACAUGUAUGAGAUGAGUUGUCUAAGGGCGUGGUGUUUAAGAAACAUAGUAAAACAACAGGAGAAAAAAAUAUCCCAAGAAACGUUAGCCAUGGAGAAGAUAUUAAAUACAGAAAUCCAAGUUUGUAAGAUCCUCGGGGAUUGCGAGUAUCACGGCAUUACCGUGGAUAAAGAUCUAGUGUCGAGAUUUUUGAUUGAUGUGAAAAAUUCUCAAGAGAUCUUACAGAAGAAGGCGUUUAAGAUAUGCGGGUACCAUUUUAAUUUCAACUCGUCCAAAGAUGUAGCUAAGGUUUUAGGACUUUACAAGGGUCGUAAGAUCAGUACUAGGAAGAGCGUUCUAUCUGCACACAAUAGUCCUAUGUCCAGUAUUAUAAUAUACUGGCGGAAACUCAACUCAAUACUCACUAAGAGCCUUUAUCCCAUCACUGAACAAGCAUGUGUAUACACUGAAGAUAAUAGGAUAUCUCCGUCUUAUACCAUGUACACAUGCACGGGUCGCGUUAGCAUGCACGAGCCGAAUUUGCAAAACUUACCGCGGAAAUUCACGAUACCGUCAAACUAUUUAUGCGAUAAUGAAUCUUGUGGGGACGUAAUAGAGUUCAAUUGUAGGAAGAUAUUUAAAGCAGCGCCCGGUUACGUUUUCAUAUCGGCUGAUUACUGCCAGUUGGAAAUGAGGAUUCUGACACACUUUUCCAAGGACGUCACUCUAACUAGGAUAAUGGGUUCGGAUGUUGACGUUUUUAAAUCUAUAGCAGCGUCUUGGAGCGGUGUUCCCGAGAAUGAGGUGGACGACGAUUUACGUCAUAAAGCAAAGCAACUUUGUUACGGAAUAUUAUACGGAAUGGGUAACAGGACUCUGUCUCAACAUUUAAACGUAACGGAAUUAGAGGCUGCGUAUUUCAUGGAUAUGUUUUAUAAGACGUAUCCGUCUAUAAAGGUUUUUACAGCGAGCCUGAUAGAGGAGUGUCGGAAGAAAGGUUACGUUGAGACUUUGAUGAAGAGGAGGAGAUAUCUUCCUCAUAUCAAUAGUAGUGUUCCUGCAAAGAGAAGUGCAGCUGAAAGGCAAGCUGUUAACACGACCAUCCAGGGAUCAGCUGCUGAUAUAGCUAAGUCAGCGAUGUGUUCCAUACAACAAGCAUCUUCAUCACGACUUAUAUUACAAAUGCACGAUGAACUCAUAUAUGAAGUACCGAUCAUUAAUAAACAAGACUUUAUAAUUACUUUAAAGAAAUCUAUGGAAAACACCGUCCGUCUAAACGUACCUUUACCGGUCAAAAUAAAGUGUGGUCAAACCUGGGGUACGAUGGAGGAUAUCAAAUAA
This is a messenger RNA of Danaus chrysippus (African queen), 5577 nucleotides long. Lineage: Eukaryota; Metazoa; Arthropoda; Insecta; Lepidoptera; Nymphalidae. The record is from the annotation of a GenBank genome assembly.